GCUGUGGGUUGCCGUGGAGAUGGAGGAGCGCUACUAGAACGCACGCGCCAGUUUGAGGCCCUGGUCCCGUGGACGAGUUGAAAAUGGCGGCAGUUCAGGCUGUGGAGGAGAUGCGGAACCGCGUGGUUCUAGGGGAGUUCGGAGUUCGCAAUGUUCAUACCACAGACUUUCCUGGAAACUAUUCCGGUUAUGAUGAUGCCUGGGACCAGGACCGCUUCGAGAAGAAUUUUCGUGUGGAUGUGGUACACAUGGAUGAAAACACAUUGGAGUUUGACAUGGUGGGAAUUGAUGCAGCCAUUGCCAAUGCUUUCCGACGGAUCCUAUUAGCUGAGGUACCAACUAUGGCUGUGGAAAAGGUCCUGGUAUACAACAACACAUCCAUUGUCCAGGAUGAAAUCCUGGCUCAUCGCUUGGGACUUAUUCCCAUUCAUGCUGAUCCCCGUCUGUUUGAGUAUCGGAACCAAGGAGAUGAAGAAGGCACAGAAAUAGAUACUCUGCAGUUUCGUUUGCAAGUCAGGUGUACUAGGAACCCCCAUGCUGCUAAAGACUCCUCAGAUCCCAAUGAACUCUAUGUGAACCACAAAGUGUAUACCAGACACAUGAUGUGGGUCCCUCUGGGGAACCAGGCUGACCUUUUCCCAGAGGGCACUAUCCGACCAGUGCAUGAUGAUAUCCUCAUUGCUCAGCUGCGGCCUGGCCAGGAGAUUGACCUGCUUAUGCACUGUGUCAAGGGGAUUGGCAAAGAUCAUGCCAAAUUUUCACCAGUGGCAACAGCCAGUUACAGGCUCCUGCCAGACAUCACCCUGCUUAAGCCUGUGGAAGGGGAAGCAGCUGAGGAGUUAAGCCAGUGCUUCUCACCUGGUGUUAUUGAGGUGCAGGAAAUCCAAGGCAAAAAGGUGGCUAGAGUUGUCAAUCCCCGGCUAGACACCUUCAGCAGGGAAAUUUUCCGGCACGAGAAGCUAAAAAAGAUUGUACAGCUUGCCCGGGUUCGGGACCAUUAUAUCUUCUCUGUUGAGUCAACGGGUGUGUUGCCACCGGAUGUGCUGGUAAGCGAAGCCAUCAAAAUACUCAUGGGGAAGUGCCAACGAUUCUUGGAUGAACUUGAAGCAGUUCAGAUGGACUGAAGUUUCCAUUGGAAUCAAUGUGGAUGGCUGGGCUUGGAUGCUCCUGAGGCAUGCUGAAGCUUUGUGUUCUGAUCUGCCCUAUAGGACUGCUAUAGAAAGCCCAGUAUGACUAGAGAUCCCUAGUUUCCUGGGACAGUUCCAAGUUUAUUUUUAAUCAGUACAUUUUGUUAAAUGUGCCCCAGAAUGACACUUACGCCUUUGUAAGGCCUUUGAUGUAAAUAAAUUUAUGUCAAACACAUUUUUUUCAGAGGCUACUUGGGCUUCAUCUCAGAAUGGGUUUGGCAUUUGGCAGUUAAGAACACUGGGCCCAGGCCAGGCAAUCCUACCACUUUGGGAGGAUCGCUUGAGACC
This is a messenger RNA of Otolemur garnettii (small-eared galago), 1475 nucleotides long. RefSeq names its product RNA polymerase I subunit C (gene POLR1C). The record is from RefSeq and is a predicted model, not a curated record. The coding region runs from base 84 to 1124 and encodes 346 amino acids. NCBI's taxonomy places the organism in Eukaryota, Metazoa, Chordata, Mammalia, Primates, Galagidae. The transcript has 9 exons. Gene Ontology annotation, cellular component: RNA polymerase III complex; RNA polymerase I complex. Gene Ontology annotation, biological process: DNA-templated transcription. Gene Ontology annotation, molecular function: DNA binding; protein dimerization activity.